This is a messenger RNA of Fusarium musae, 1386 nucleotides long. RefSeq lists its product as uncharacterized. The record is from RefSeq and is a predicted model, not a curated record. The transcript has 9 exons. NCBI's taxonomy places the organism in Eukaryota, Fungi, Ascomycota, Sordariomycetes, Hypocreales, Nectriaceae. Bases 1 to 1386 code for a protein of 461 amino acids.
AUGGCCGACAACAAAACCAUGGUUUCUCCCUCUGGCAGGGCUCCAUCACCUCAGCCUUCGGUACGAGCUGCUGAUAUGAACAUAACAAGAGAUGUCCCAAGGUGGAAAUAUAUAUGGCACCACAGUUUGACCCAGAUGAUUCUUCUGAGCAUUCAGGCUUUCUGUGGUCCUGCCAUGUCUGAUGCCAUUGCUGGCCUCGGUGGCGGUGGUCUCGCAACUCCUCAGGUCUCCAACAUCUCGACAGCCCUGCGAUAUGCUGCCCUUGCCUUUACCUGCUUCAUGGGAGGCCCCAUCGUGAACAAAAUCGGAGUCAAAUGGGCUUUGGUGAUUGGCUCUAUGUCCUUCCCCAUCCAGGGCUCUGCAUACUACUGCAACAGCAAGUUCGGCAACCAAUGGUAUCUCAUCCUUAGUGGCGCCAUCGGUGGCAUCGGUACGGGCUGUUGGUAUGUCGCCGAAGCUGGUGCUAUCAUGACUCUUGCUCCUUCAGGAGCGCGUGGUAAAUACUUGGCACUCUGGAUUGUGUCGCGAAACCUUGGUCAGCUGGUUGGUGGUGCGAUUAAUCUGUCGAAGAACCAUGAGAAAGGUGUUAGUGGUGGAGUCACUCCCGACACUUACAUUGCCUUUCUCAUCAUUGAGUGUCUAGCCCUGCCGUUUGCCUUCAUGAUCACCCCCUUUGAGCAUGUCAUUCGAUCGGAUGGUACCAAGAUCGUUACUACCGAGACCCUCUCUACCAAGCUUGAGGUUAAGCGCAUCGCAAAGACCAUGACCUCGCGACUUAUCAUUCUGUCGUCGAUCUGGGCGGUCUGGUCUUUCUUCUAUAGCGUUGGCUGCUUUGGUCUCGGCUUCAUUCUAGAUGCUAAGAAACUGGCACAACGUCGUCGCGCCCAGAUCGGCCUUUAUACUGUUGUCAUUCUCAACGUUGGAGUCUACAUCUGGUCCAUCAUCAUGCAAGCUCGAUUUGAUCGCAACGACCCAGGAGCUAUCGACUGGGACGACAGCCUCUUUGCUACCUCCUUCUUGCCAUAUUUCUUUGUGCAGACUACUGGACCACUGUCCCAAUCGUACAUGUACUGGCUUCUGUCAUCGUUCGCGACCGAUGCGCAAGAGAACGUCCGGAAUGGAGCUGCGUUCCGAUGUCUUGAGGCCAUUGGCCAGGCUAUCGCAUAUGGCAUGAACACUCAGACGAAGAGCGAUCCGCUCGUUGGAUUCUGUGUGACCUUUGGCCUGUUAGGUGCCUCGCUUCUGCCCAUGAUCAUGCUGGUCAACACUACACCCGAUAGGAUCCCCGCGGACGAAAUUGCGGAGCAACAGGCGGCACUCGGAGAGAAGUUCGCAGACAUCGAAGGCCAGGCCGUGAUCAUCGACGGAAGCUCCACCAAGAAAUAA